Schistosoma guineensis is the source of this 1155-nucleotide messenger RNA. NCBI's taxonomy places the organism in Eukaryota, Metazoa, Platyhelminthes, Trematoda, Strigeidida, Schistosomatidae. The record is from the annotation of a GenBank genome assembly.
AAAUAUAGUACUAGUUGUAUCUCUUGGACUUGUUGUCCUAAAACAAUAUGUAUUAUGUGAAAUUUGUUCCGUUUUUUGGGGUUACACUUGAAUGUGAUUAAUAACUGUUUAGCUGGAAAAAGAAAACAAAUCCAGCGUGUUAGUACGAAUGCAAUGUCUAUCGUCCUAUUUCAUUCAUUAUAAGGUAAGUAAGAUAUUAUAUUUGAUCAAUCCACAAUAUAAUCGAUGAUUCCUAAAAACGCAAGGUCAUAGCAAGAAUUUAACUUAGUUAUUUACAUUUACUAUAAGUUUCAUGUAUUUUACUUCAGUUAUACUACUCUCAUCAUUAUUAUUAGUAUUUUCAUUUUUACUUAAUUUUAUUCCAAUUUCCAGUCAUUUAAACGUCUGCCCAAAUAAUAAAACUGUUAUAUACAAUAAUAAUAAUGAAUUAAACAAAUGUUAUGCAUUACAAUUGAAUUUAGCUAAACAACGUCAUAUUAUUAGAUUAAUUAAAGGUGAUCAAUUUACAAUGAAUUUACAAUUAGCAUGUCAUUUAUGUUCAAAUGAUAAUCCAAUACAUUUUCAAUGGUAUCGUAUUCUACGUAAAAAAUAUAAUCAAACAAUAUUUCAUUUAAGUAAUAAAACAUUCUAUGAUCAUAAAUGGAUAUUGAAUAGAGAUUUACUUGAACCAGUUCUAACUAAUACACUCAUAAAUGAUCCAUGUUUAAUAAAUAGAACAAAUGAAUUAGUUUAUAAACAAUUUGAUCCAUAUCAUGAUUCUGGUACUUAUGUAUGUCAAUCAUUAAAUAAUAAUAAACAUCCUUUAAAUUUUAUAUGGUAUCAUAUAGAUUAUAUUAAUGCUUAUACAAAUACAUGGUCUAGAUUAAAUUUACCAUUUAUAGAACGAAUGAAUAAAUCUGUAACUACAUAUAAUCAAUUAAUACAAUUACAAAAAUAUAUUGAAGAAGAAAUGAAUCGGCCGGAAUAUUUUCAUGAUCAAACAUUCAGUCUAUUACGUAUUACAUCAAAAUCAUUUCAUAAUUUAACACACUACAAAUAUUGUGGUAAUAUCCAUGUCAAACAAAAUCGUGUUUGUUAUAUACAGAUACCAAGAAAACUACCAAUCCAUAUUGAUAGUAAUAAUAAUAAUAUAGAAGAAAUAAAAUUAAUUUAUUU